This is a messenger RNA of Megalopta genalis, 942 nucleotides long. Its product is annotated as parkin coregulated gene protein homolog. Lineage: Eukaryota; Metazoa; Arthropoda; Insecta; Hymenoptera; Halictidae. Gene Ontology annotation, molecular function: Hsp70 protein binding; Hsp90 protein binding. The record is from RefSeq and is a predicted model, not a curated record.
UCUUCACCCUCAUUUAGCAAAGUGAUAUGAUUUCGAUGUGAAAGUGUUACAUACUUCAGUUUGGACGUAAAGGUGUUAGUACAAGAAGAAAUUUCGUAAUAAUUGGAUAUCAUAAUAAAAUAUCGGAAUGGUAAAUGAAACAGAAUUUUGGAAUGAAAUUCGGAAAGAUAUUCCUCGAUACAAAAAAAAGAAACCGAGAGUUGUUCCCGCAUUUACGAUUCAAGCUUUACAAGAAAACACUGUUGUUGCAAAACCUCCACGGUGCGGAUUGUAUAAUCCGCAGCCGCCUAAACCAUCCACUUUUCGUAAAUUCUACGAACGCGGUGUAUUUCCAAUUACAUUAGAAACUGAUUCAUUCGGACCUAAACUCUGCUGGAAAGUUGAAAUCGAAAAUUUAGAUUUCCAUCACUAUUUGCCAUUAUUUUUCGACGGAUUAACAGAAACUGAAGAACCGCAUAAAUUUUUAGUAGAACAGGGAAUAUCUGAUAUGUUGGAACAAGGAGGUCCAAAGAUUUUGCCAGUUGUACCUCAAUUAAUAAUUCCUAUUAAAAAGGCUCUAAAUACAAAAAUGCCAGAAAUCAUUUGUAUUACAAUGAGAGCUCUUCAAAAACUUGUACGUUCAGCAGAUUGCGUUGGAGAGGCUUUAGUGCCAUAUUUUAGACAAAUCUUGCCAGUUCUUAAUUUGUUAAAAGAUAGAAAUGUCAACCUCGGAGAAGGGAUUGAUUACGCACAGCAAAGAGGAGAAAAUCCUGCUGACAUGAUACAAGAAACACUUGAAAUGCUCGAGAUAUAUGGGGGUGAAGAUGCUUUUAUAAAUAUCAAAUAUAUGAUCCCUACUUAUGAAUCCUGCAUGAUGAACUGUAUGAUGAAUUAAUUAUACAUACUCGUUAUCAGGCUAUUGUUUAAAAAUAUUCUUGACAAAACUUUAUUGAAAUUGUAAAU